This is a messenger RNA of Capronia epimyces CBS 606.96, 1605 nucleotides long. RefSeq lists its product as uncharacterized. Gene Ontology annotation, molecular function: zinc ion binding; DNA-binding transcription factor activity, RNA polymerase II-specific. Gene Ontology annotation, biological process: regulation of DNA-templated transcription. The record is from RefSeq and is a predicted model, not a curated record. Bases 1 to 1605 code for a protein of 534 amino acids. Lineage: Eukaryota; Fungi; Ascomycota; Eurotiomycetes; Chaetothyriales; Herpotrichiellaceae. The transcript is spliced from 2 exons.
AUGACAAGACAAAAGCGCAGAAGUGCUACAGGCUGCAUCACCUGCAAGAUAAGGCGGGUCAAAUGCGACGAGGGCCGCCCAUGCUGCACCCGCUGUUCCAGCACAGGACGCAAAUGUGACGGCUAUCUCGACCGCACACCCGCUCCCAAUCAGCCAGCUCCCGCUGCGCUCCUCGUGAUCUGGAACUUGGACGUGGACUUGACGACCUGGGACCGCGACCAUGUGGUUCGCACGGGAUUUCGCUUCUUCGCCGACAUGUGCGCGCCCGUCCUGCUCAACUAUGGCAGCCACUUCUUCUGGACCCAGCUCGUGCUCCAGGCUGGCCAGGCCUGCCUGAGCGUCAAGCAUCUUAUCGUGGCGGUAUCGCGUCUGGCCUGUCAUAAUCUCGGCCUGCUUCCUGGAGUCGAGUCCCCCAUGGACGACCGCAUCUUCUUGUCGCAUUAUGGCCAAGCGUUGAAGUCGUUCAGUCAAACCAAAAAUCUCGACCAGGGCAUAGCUCUUAUGGCGUGCCUUCUACUGAUUCUUUGCGACGAGUUCCAGCAAAGGCCGUUUGCGGCGCUGCAACAUAUCAUUGCGGGCAGGAAAAUCCUAGCCUCAUAUUGUGCCAACAGAUCCACAUACAGGAAUACCACGGUGGAAGAAAUCGGCCCUAUCUUCUCCAAGCUCGAGUUACGCACCGGUGAGCUGAACCAGCAGACACAACCAAGUCAUACUCGGUGGCAGUUGCCCACUGCUCACUAUUCUGUCGACGUGAUCGAUCUCCAACCGUUUUCCAAUCUGGGGGUAUUUGCAAGAAUGGCAAGCACCCUGGAGGCUGCCAAGUCUUUGCAAACUAUUGCUGCUGCGUGUACAAGUCUGCGUCUCACUGGCCAGCCACCCCAGACCCGAUUCCAUACCGUACCUCUCCUGACAGACCAACUCAACACUUGGUUCGAAGAGUUUAGCCGCUUUGACGCUGGAAUGUCUCGCGAGAUCACACCGGCCAGCCGUGCGGAACUCCAACUUCUGCGGACGUACCAUCUGUGUCUCCAUGUGCUAUCUCGAUGCGCGCCGUUCGACCAAGAAUGCGCCUUUGACAUUUACAGCGGAGCCAUGGAUCAUAUCAUGGUGUGUGCAGGUCUUCUGAUACCCUUCACCACGACCAGGUUGAUUCCGAUUUUGUUUCUCGUCGCAACCCGGUACCGUAGCGUCAGCUUCCGCAGACGAGCAAUUGAGAUGCUAAGCCAAUGUGGGCUGGACGGGCAGAUUUUGGCCCGGAUUGCGCUCAAAGUCGUCCAGUUGGAAGAGCGGCGUGUCAAAGAACCUAUUGUUUCUGCUGACAUCCCGGAGGCGAGUCGUAUCAGACUUGUCGACCUCAGCCUUGAUGCUGACGGAUCGUUCUACACCUUGCGAUUUAGGCGUUCGCCAUAUACCGACGAGCUGACGCCGAUUGAGCGGGUGUCGCUGCCCACGCAAGGAUUCUCUUGGACAAGUUCGGAGGGAUACACUCAGACUUCGGGCCAUGCGUGUCAACUGCUGAGUGAGGUGCUGAAAUUUAACUUCAUGGCUUUUUGGAACCAGGAAAGCCUGGCCUUUGCCCUACCCCGAGGAUUCGAUGCAAGAUGA